Molecule: messenger RNA, 4424 nt
Organism: Chrysemys picta bellii (western painted turtle)
Lineage: Eukaryota; Metazoa; Chordata; Testudines; Emydidae
Source: RefSeq, a predicted model, not a curated record
UGUAAGAUAAGGCUGGAUCUGGAAGGCAGCCAUGUGCCGACACUCAGCCUCCCAUCGUUCCUACCGCCUAGGGCAGCUUUAGAUUGUUGGGUUUUUCUGUCCGAGUCUUUCGGUUUCUUGGACCGUUCGGGUUUUUUUCAUCAAAGUCGCUCUCGCCCCCGCCCUCCCCUCUUCCCCACGUGUUUCGUUCUCUUCCUCCGGCGGUAGGAUCGCUGGGCAGAACAGAGAACAGGGCUAAGUCUGGAUCGCGAGUCAUUAAAAACGGACAACGACAAGGGCGAUUUCCCCGCGUGUAACACAGGAGCGUAAGAACGGCGUCUCCAGCAGCACUGGGAGAUCCCUACGCUAGGAAACUGACUUUCUUCCCCCCCCAUCUAGACCCCCCGAUAAAUACACCCCACCCUCCCCGACAGCCACUCAACUACAGAGCGGCUUGCCUCCGCACUAGCCUGCGGACAGGGCACAGGCUCCAGGGAACUUCUCUCCCGCGUCCAGUCCCACCUCUUGCUGAAGCGCCUAGCUACUCCUGCCUGCCUCCUCCGCAACAUCUGGUUACCCCCGCGUCUGCCUGACCCCCAAGCCCCCCUAGUUAUCCCUGCCGGCCCCCUCCGCAACACCUGGCUACCCCAGCGUCUGCCUCAUCCCCGAGCCCCCCUACCUACGCCUGCCUGCCCCCUCCGUAACAUCUGGCUACUGCAGCGUCUGCCUGGUUCCCGAGCUCCCCUAGCUACUUCGCCUGCCGCCUCUGCAACAUCUAGACACCGCCAGCCUUUGCCUCGUCCCCUAGCUGCCCCUGCCUGCUCCCUCUGCAACAUCUGGCUCCCACUAUCCUCACUGCCCGUGCUUCUGGCUAGGACUCCCAGCCCCCGGGUACCGCUGCCUGCUCCCUGUGGAACAUCUGGCUGCCGCGGCCGCUCCUCUCCAGGCCGCCCCCGCGCUAACAUCUGGCCACUGCUGUGCCGCCGCAGGGGGCCGCUCUCCUCCUCGGCAGGCGGGGUAGGCAAGGGCUGCGGCGCUGCUCUCCGAGGAGGCCGAGGGAGCCGCGGAAGCAGAGGCCGCCCGAUGGUGCUGCAGGGCGGCCCAGGAGGGGCUGGGCGGCGUCGGCUGCUGCCCCGGAGCCUGGCUGCCCUGCUCCUGCUCCUGGCUCUGGGGCACACCUGGACCUACCGGGAGGAGCCCGAGGAGCGCGACAGGGAGGUUUGUUCCGAGAACAAGAUCGCCACCAGCCGGUACCCGUGCCUGAAACCCAGCGGCGAGCUGGCCACCUGCUUCAGGAAAAAAUGCUGUAAGGGUUAUAAAUUUGUUCUUGGACAAUGCAUCCCCGAAGACUACGAUGUGUGUGCAGAAGCUCCAUGUGAACAGCAAUGCACAGAUAACUUUGGGCGUGUCCUUUGUACAUGUUAUCCUGGAUACCGGUAUGACCGGGAGAGACACAGGAACAGAGAGAAACCCUACUGCCUAGAUAUCGAUGAGUGUGCCUCAAGCAAUGAGACUCUCUGCUCUCAAAUCUGUGUCAACACCAUGGGCAGUUACAGAUGCGAAUGUCAUGAAGGCUAUAUCCGGGAAGAUGAUGGGAGGACUUGUACCAAAGGAGACAAAGCCGGGCUUUCUGAGAAGGCUGACAACGUGGUGAAAGCAGGAACCUGUUGUGCCUCUUGUAAGGAAUUUCACCAGAUAAAGCAGACGGUUUUACAACUAAAGCAAAAGGUUGCUUUGCUACCAAACAACGCUGCUGACCUUAGCAAACAAAUCACUGGUGAAAAGGUGCUUGCAUCUAAUGCCUAUAUACCAGGUCCCCCCGGGCAACCAGGACACCAAGGCCCUCCAGAGGAGAUUGUCUUCAGUCUACGUUUCUCAAUGACCUGCGCUGUCCAAGGGGCCCCGGGACCAAAAGGAAGUCCAGGAUUUCCUGGCUCACCUGGACCUCCAGGCCAACCAGGUCCUAGAGGAUCAAUGGGACCCAUUGGACCAUCGCCUGACAUAUCACAUAUUAAGCAGGGCAGACGGGGCCCAGUGGGUCCACCGGGGGCACCAGGGAGAGAUGGUACCAAGGGGGAGAGAGGAGCACCAGGACCAAAAGGGCCACCUGGCCCACCAGGCUCAUUCGAUUUUCUGUUGCUGAUGAUGGCAGACAUCAGAAAUGAUAUUGCUGAACUUCAGGAGCGAGUGUUUGGACACAGGAUUCACUCAUCAGCAGAGGAGUUUCCAUUACCUCAGGAAUUUACAAACUAUCAUGACACAGUAGACUUUGGAUCUGGAGAGGACUAUAAGCAAAGAAUUGCACCCAAAGACUCUAGGAUGCACAAAACAGCCCAUCAUUAGCUAGGUUUAUAGCAAGGAGAGAUGUUCAGAGUUGUACAGUAUAAAAAUGCACUGAUGAUGUAAAAUAUAUAUAUAAUUUUCCAGUUUUCUCUUUUCUUGUCCCCAUGUCCUGUAGCUUUCUCUAUUUACAGGGACAUCUACUAGUGGUGGUUACAUACAUUCCAGCCUGUGUCAGUUUUUGUGCUUUGUGUAUGUAGACAUUAUUGUAAUGGAAAUUAGUUGGCUAAGCGUUAGUCCGAAGUGUCAUACAAUGAGGUCUGAGGUAAACCUGGGAGAUGCGUGUGUCCUAAAACUACUCCUGCUUGUCCCUUAAAAAUACCCCACUGCUCAUCCAGUGUAGGCAGUCAGAUCUAUUCAGCAACAGAUUUCUGGCUGUGCAAUGAGAGAAUAUGGACUAUACGUGAUAUGGGGGUGGGCAAGGGAGCAGGAAACUUACUAAGAGGAAGAACUGGUGUGAAUGAAACAAGUUUGCUGAUUAACACAGAUAAAAUCAACUAACCCUCAUGGUGGCAAACUGACUGUCAGGUUCAGUUAUAGGAAAGGAGUGGCAAUAUACAUUGUAGAUGACUAGGGGUACACUAACUGAUUCCGAUCUCACUCACACCUGUGAAAGUCAUCCCACUGAAUUCAAUGGUGAUACACUGAUGUACAUGACAUCAGAAUGAGGCCUAAUGUUUGCAAAAGAAUUUUCAUCCAAUUUGUUUCUACAGAUUGUAGCACAAGCAUCGGCUGUAUGAGUUGAAGGUAACUGGUGUUCUUCUAAGUGUACUAUGUCACAAGUAUAUAGUUGUACAUCUUUCACUCAGUAUAUAAUGAAGAAGAGUGGUUAAAGGAAUACAUAUGACCAAACACUGUAGCUGGUGCUUGGGAUGGCAUGGGUGAACUCUGGAGAAAGUCACGUCGCUGCCCUGGGGCCAGAGAGAAAAUUGUUGUUUGAAAGCAGGAUUGAAGAAUUCAUAGGGAACCCAUUCCUCACACCUUUCCAUACUGAAAAGUUGGAUCAACAGGUUAGUGUACCCAGAAUCAUCUACAAUGUAUAUUACCACUCCUGGCAGAUUACUGAACCUGGCAGUCACUUUGCCACCAUUAUAAUCUAAACAGUUUUUCCAGUGUAUUAAGCACAAACAUUUUAUUGCAUGGCUCCUCUUACUACAGAACUUGUAGUGUUAAGAAAACAGCUUUCCUGUGACAAAUGCAAAAGAAAACCCCUCAUUGCUCCACUUCAUCUUCAGGGCUUGUAUGUUCUUCCUAGAGCAAGUAUGGACAGUGAUAUAAGCGGCACCUUUCCAAGAUGCGUGGGUUGGUUGGGGGUUUUGGGGGGUGGGUCCCCUUUCAUGUCUCCCUUCCUGAGGGCAACGACUAUAAUUCCUAUACCAGUAGUACUGUCCACAUUGGCUACACUGCCAUUAAAAUCCAUGGCUGGUCCAUGCCAGCUGACUUGGGCUCGCAGGGCUCAGGCUAAGGGGCAUUUUAAUUGCAGAGUAGAUGUUCAGGCUCAGGCUGGCGCCUGGGCUCUGGGAUCCUGCUCGGUGAGAGUGUCCCAUAGCUCAAGCUGCACCCUGAGCCCAAAUGUCUACACCACAGUUAGCCCGAGUCAGCUGUCAUGGGCCAGUCGCAGGUGUCUAAUUGCAGGAUAGACAUGCCCAUAUUAUAUUAACCAUGUAAUUCAAACUCUUAAUAUUAGCCCCGCAGUGUGUCAGCAGAGGAGCCAGGAAUCUCAGGAAAUCUUGACAUUUGUGAAAUUUGCAAAUUUUCUUUGGGGGACUUGUCAGUUCCUCAGAUACCUUUUCAAUUCCGUCCUAUGGGUAUAUUUCUGCAGAUUAUAUGGAAUAAGUUUUUUCUUCAUUCCUGUUUUCUUGAGUGUAUAUCCCAUAUUAAAAAGAACUGACUACAUAAUCGGUAAAGAUUAGGCUAAUUACAGUAGCCCAUGGACCUUCAAUGCUCUGAAGAGUUCUGUGAGCUGCAGAUUGAAAUAUUUUGAGAACCAAGCAAUGGUGGUUGGGGUUCUGGGAAAGAAGGUGUGUCUAGAAGUGGAAUAAUCUUUAAGUCAUCAGAAUAGAAGACGUAAACCAGCAUUAGAUGUAGGGUGACCGGACAGCAAA